UUUGUGUGCAAAAUGUCUCUUUGUGCUAAUUGUAGUGUCACCCGUGCACUUAAAGAUAAAGUCUUGAUCGCGAUUGCUGAUUUAGAAAAAAUAAAAAGUGUUUUAUCAGAGUUCGUUGACUCUGUGGGUGAUGGAGCUAUUCCCCUGGCUCCCAGUGCAAGUGAAAAUAAGCGGGUUACACGACUAACAACAAAAGCCAAAGCCGGUGACAAUGUUGUUGCUUGGCAAAACAGUGUACAAAGGCGGCCCACCCGCGCUAGUGCUAACAAGUUAAAUAAUGAGCAAUCAAGCUCUAAUGUGCAUAAAAACAACAAUAAUAACAAUGCUAACACUGAUACUGCUACUGCUGAUGCUAAUUUGCCUGUACUCAAAAUUUCCAAUGAGAGCGAAAGCAAUACUGGUUUGACUACUUUUGAUGACAACACUGAUGGUGAUUCUAUGCAUGCUGCUUCUAGUUCUGCUUCUGCUAAUGAUAGUGUUGAGAAUGCUGCUUCUGGUUCUGCCGUGGGCAAUUCGUCAGGUGCUAAUGGUGCUAAUGAUGACAAUAUACAAGCUGAAAGUGCGACUGAUAAAGGGCAAACAGAUAAUGCACAGUGGUCUAUUGUUGCUAAUAGGCGACAUAAAAAACAAAAUCAGCGUAAUCAUCGUAUUAUCGGCUCUAAUGUUGAAACCCAGCUGGGUGUAAUAGUUCGUCGCAAAUGGCUGCACUUAUCAUCGUUUGUAGCCACUGUAACGUCGGAUGACAUAAUUGCGUAUGUGGCUAAUCGUGCGGAUAUUAACCCUAGUUUGUUAUUGUGCUAUAAGCUUGGUCGAAGUGGUGCUGAUCCAAGCGCCAUGAGAUACGCCAAUUUUAAGCUUGGUGUGCCGCAAGCACACUAUAAUAAAGUUUUCAAGUCGAAUAUGUGGCCCGCCAAUGUUGCAGUUCGGCCUUUUGAUUUUUUUCAAGAGGGUCUCCAGCCUCAGCCAACGAAGUAAAGGACGCCUAUACU
Rhagoletis zephyria (snowberry fruit fly) is the source of this 989-nucleotide messenger RNA. RefSeq names its product putative mediator of RNA polymerase II transcription subunit 29. The record is from RefSeq and is a predicted model, not a curated record. Lineage: Eukaryota; Metazoa; Arthropoda; Insecta; Diptera; Tephritidae.